This is a messenger RNA of Manis javanica (Malayan pangolin), 1728 nucleotides long. RefSeq names its product carbonic anhydrase 2. Gene Ontology annotation, biological process: regulation of intracellular pH; carbon dioxide transport. Gene Ontology annotation, molecular function: zinc ion binding; carbonate dehydratase activity. Gene Ontology annotation, cellular component: apical part of cell; cytoplasm; plasma membrane. Lineage: Eukaryota; Metazoa; Chordata; Mammalia; Pholidota; Manidae. The record is from RefSeq and is a predicted model, not a curated record.
CCCGGGACGCCCCCGAGCACGAAAUUGGCGGGAGCCUAUAAAAGCUGGUGACAGCGCGAUUGCGGACAAACCGUGCAGGCGUCGGAACCGCCUCUGGACCAGCGCCAAUUCCUGCCCUGCUCGGAACCGCGGCGCGACCACGACCAUGUCCCAUCAUUGGGGGUACGGCAAGCACAACGGACCGGAGAACUGGCAUAAGGACUUCCCCAUCGCUAAAGGAGAGCGCCAGUCUCCUAUUGAUAUUGACAGCAAAGCCGCCAAUUAUGACCCUUCCCUGAAGCCUCUGCACAUUUCCUACCAGCAAGCAGCUUCUCGGAGAAUCAUCAACAAUGGUCACUCUUUCAACGUGGAAUUUGAUGACUCCCAGAACAAAGCAGUGCUGGAAGGAGGACCCCUCACUGGCCCUUACAGAUUGAUUCAGUUUCACUUUCAUUGGGGUUCAUCUGAUGGAUUAGGUUCUGAGCAUACUGUGGAUAAAAAAAGAUUUCCUGCAGAGCUCCACUUGGUUCAUUGGAACACCAGAUAUGGGGAUUUUGGAAAAGCUGUGCAACAUACUGAUGGACUGGCUGUUUUGGGUAUUUUUUUGAAGAUUGGUGGUGCUAAACCAGACCUACAGAAAGUCAUUGAUGUGCUGGAUUCCAUUAAAACUAAGGGUCAGAGCGCUGACUUCCCUAACUUUGAUCCUCGUGGCCUCCUUCCAGAAAGCUUGGACUACUGGACGUACCCAGGCUCACUGACCACCCCUCCUCUUCUGGAAUGCGUGACCUGGAUUGUGCUCAAGGAACCCAUCAGCGUUAGCAGUGAGCAGAUAUUGAAAUUCCGUAACCUUCACUUCAAUAAGGAGGGUGAUCCUGAUGAAGUCAUGGUGGACAACUGGCGCCCAGUUCAGCCACUGAAAAACAGACAAAUCAAAGCUUCCUUCCAAUAAGAUGGUCCAGAGCUGUCCAAAUAAUGGGUUUCCUUUUAGUUAAGCACAAAUCUACCUUAGUGAAUUGGAUCCUGGCUGCUUUGUGUCUGAUUCUUAGACCCUUCAUCUCUUGCCUGAUGUGCUUAUUUAAAAAAUGUGAAGAGCUAGAGCAAUUGCCCAACUUGACAGGAAAGCUUGACUGUGCUUUGCUAAUGGUAGUAGCUUUUCUGUAACAAAGAAUAUAAUGAAAGGGUAGGAAAAAAGUACCUUGGUUCUGUUUAUAGAACAUGGAGUGAUGAGAACUUAUAAUUCACUAAAAUGCUACUUUUAAAACAUGGGAAAGUAGAAUGGUAGAGUGCAAAUCCAUGUCUUGAGCCAUGAAAUGUAAAUCAGGUGAAAAAGUCAUGAUUCUAUGUAAUGUAAAUCAAAUAAAAUAAAUGCUCAUGAUUCCAAGAGAUUAUAUUAAAGAUUUAAAAAUUCUUAUAUAUUUGUAGCAAUGCUAUCUUAAAUAUAAAUUAUGUUGUAUUUUAGUGACUCGAAUUACAGAUGUAAAUCAAGUAUUAUGUGUAAAAUUGUUAUAGUUGUGAUACAGAGUAUAUUUCCAUUCAAAUAAUAUAUCAUAACUUAAUAAAUAUUGUAUUUUAGAUAUAUUCUCUAAUAAAAUUUGAAAAUUCUCUUUUGGGUUAUUUUAUGCUGGGCAGUGGGUAAUAAUGGAAGAGCAAAUGUUUAUUUUAUAAUUCAUAUUACUUAAUAAUAAGGCAUCAUAAUUAGCUUACUCAUAAUUGAAGGAGUCUCAAUAAAAGGAAAAACGCUGAAGGUCA